CCAAGAUUAAAAAUAAAAUGAAAUAUCCAACAAUAAUUUUCUUCCUAUUUGUCGCAUGUUUCACACUCAGAGUUGAGGCUGCCGAAUGGAUGGGCAUAUACCGGGAUGAGAAAUAUCCAGGCAAGUGCGCCAUUGAACCGUCUCUAAUAAUGGAAGAGGGUGAUAGUAUCAAGGAUCCCAGUGGGAAAUGCCGUCGGAUUACCUGUGGUUUGAAUGGCUUGACAACAUUCCAAAGCUGUGGCAUCUUUGAAUUACCACCCGAAUGUCGAUUCGGAGACUAUAUCAACAUCGAACAACCCUAUCCGCAUUGCUGUGAACGAAAAAUCAUUUGUAAUUGAAAUUUUCACAAACGACAUUUAAGCAAACUGUGCAGUAAAUUUUAGUUGUAUCACAAUA
Messenger RNA from Drosophila navojoa, 396 nucleotides. RefSeq lists its product as uncharacterized. NCBI's taxonomy places the organism in Eukaryota, Metazoa, Arthropoda, Insecta, Diptera, Drosophilidae. The record is from RefSeq and is a predicted model, not a curated record.